Molecule: messenger RNA, 1710 nt
Organism: Penicilliopsis zonata CBS 506.65
Lineage: Eukaryota; Fungi; Ascomycota; Eurotiomycetes; Eurotiales; Aspergillaceae
Exons: 5
Coding region: 1-1710 (569 amino acids)
Biological process (GO): regulation of DNA-templated transcription
Molecular function (GO): zinc ion binding; DNA-binding transcription factor activity, RNA polymerase II-specific
Source: RefSeq, a predicted model, not a curated record
AUGAGCCAGUACGGAUUACCCUCGUCUGGUUGCCUUCCCUGUCGCAAGCGUCGCGUCAAGUGCGAUCGAAAUAGAGGCGGCUGCACGCAGUGUCUGGCGCACGGCAUCCUGUGUACUGGUUACCCCCGUUCGCCCACGCCGGUCGUUCGCGCGCAGAGCCGCGCGCAGACCCCGGCUGGUGACCGCCAAGGCCGUAAGACGUCAGGCACCACUUCUGGGCGUCUCAACCAUGUCAAUGUCAAUGCCAGCAAUACCACCACUGCCCAUGCCAGCAAUUCUAGCAGCAGCGUCAUCCCUCUCCCCCCCACCUACUCCCGCGAAGAUACCUCGCUCUGUCACUUCUUCCAUCAGCAUAUUCUCCCCGCCGAAAAUGGCUUCAACAACGGCCAUCUCUCCUACCUGCCGGACUUGUUUCGAGAGAAACCCAACUCGUGUCUGAAGCAUGCCGUCCAGAGUGUCUCCUACCUGGCCAUGGCCAACAAGUCCGGCGCCCAGCCGCUCUACACCGAAGCCUACCGCAGCUACGGCCGUGCCCUCAAGUCCUUGACCACCGCCUUGGAUGCUCCCGACGGCGCUCGCGACGACUCCAACUUUGCCACCAUCGUCCUGAUGAGUAUUUUCGAGGACUUGGCGGGCGAACGCGUCAACCUCAUGAAUUCACAUGCCCGCGGUAUCUACAGCGUCAUCUGCUACCGUGGCAAGGCGCAGCGAAAAACAGAGCGUGGGCAUAAUCUGUUCGGCUGGGCUUUGACGCAGCUGCAAAUUCAAGCGAUUGCCACCGCGUCGGCUCACUCGCAGUACGAUUUCCUCGACAGCAUCUGCGGCUCGUCGGACGAUAUCCUCGACGAUACCAAGUCCGCCGAGGCCUUGACCUGUCGCAUGGUCUCCUUCUACCGCAAGUCCCUUCAGCUGUCAGACAUCGCCAAACGGAACCCGGACGCCCUCAACACUCCCGACAUGCAGGCCUGGAUUCAACAAUGUUUCGAUGCCAUGCACCAGCUCAUGCUCGACACCGCCCUGUGGUAUACCUAUAUCCCAGAAACCUGGAAACUCCAACCAACAACUUCUACCUCAUCUUCAUCGUCUUCUUCAUCUUCUUCAUCUUCAUCAUCUUCAUCAUCUCCAUCUUCAUCAACUUCAUCUUCAUCUUCAUCUUCAUCUUCAUCUUCAACUUCAGCUUCUUCAUCAACUUCUUCAUCUCCCUUCUCUCCUCCACCAUUCCCACGACCAUUCCGCACAAAAUGGCAAGCCUCCUUCCUGACUCUGUUCCGCACCUGCGAGCUGGUCUUUCUCCUCAGCGUGAUAAGCUUCUGCCGCCACGUCAACCCAGCCGACUACCUCUCCUCCUCCUCCUCCUCCUCGUCGAACGCGAAGAAUACCAAGCCCCGCCCCCCGCCAGAGAAGGUCCUAGCCCAGAUCCGGAGCAAGAUCCACUGCAUCCUCGCCGACAUCUGCAUGAACGUUGGGCUGACACUGGGCGCAAACAUCGUCGCCGGGAAAACGGGCUACGCGCCCUCCGGCCAGGCGGCGGGCGCCUAUCUCCUUCUCUGGCCCAUGUGGGUGCUCAUGAACUGCCGCUUCGCCACGUCCCAACAGCGCCAGCUCGGUAAGAAUAUCCUUGACUACAUCGGCGGCGAGAUGGGCUUCAAGCUGGCCACGACCGUCUACUCGAGGGAGUUCCCCCUCUCCCACUUGGCGGAUGUAGAUUAA